AUGCCCCGCAGACCCCCUGGGACCCCUCGGCGGAGGCAGCCUCGCCGGCCUUUGGCAGAGAGCCGAAGUGGGAGCGGCUCCGAGGGGGGCGGGAGCGGCUCCGGGGGAUGCAUCUGCGAGGACACGCUGGGGUCACAACCCCACGUUCUCCAGUCUUCGGCGGCGCCGGACUUCCCGCCGCGGCUGGUCCUGGGUGCACUUAGUGCGGCAGGGAGGGAAGAGCUCCCCCAGGGCCCAUUCCCCGUGCGAGCUGAGUGCGUUUUCCGUAUUCUGCCCUUCCCCAACAAAGAGGAGUGGAGAAUGGCUUCUGGACUUCUGAUGGCCAGGUCAAUGGCACUUAAAAACCACCUGAGAAGGGGCCCAUGGACUUUGCCAGAUUCCGACCAAGGGACACAGGACCCAGUCACAGUGAAUCUGGAACUGAUGACGUUCCAGGAUGUGGCCGUGGACUUCACCCAGGAGGAGUGGGGACACCUGGAGCCGGCCCAGAAGGACCUGUACAGAGACGUGAUGCUGGAGAACUAUCAGAACUUUGUCUCCCUUGGAGGUCUGCCAGCCCCCAAGCCUCAUGUGAUCUCCCAGUUGGAGAGAGGAGAAGCGCCGUGGAUAGCUGAGAGAGAAGCCCUGCAAGGCUUUUGUCAAGACUCCUUUAUUCAGCAUGCAAGAUAUGAGAUCCAGGAGCCAUCUGUAAAUUACGACAUUUUUAUGGGAGCAUCAACCAAAGAGAGAUUCACAAAGAAUCCCAUUUGGAAUUCUAAGUUAGGUGAAGCUUGGGAUUUUAAUGUCUGGUUGGAAGAUCAUAAGGGAAAAGAGGAGAGGUGGUCCCAGCAAAUUGCAGUCAGUCACAGAACAUCUUCUAAUGAAUUGGAUAUUUAUGAACAGAAUGUUUUUGGGAGAAGGUUCAAGUUAGGGUCUGUUCUGGUUCCCAGACAAAGAACUACAGGAGUACAGCACCAUCAACAUGACACACUUGGAAAAAGCUUCAAACAGUUGUCAGACAUAAUUGAUCACAAUAGGAAUUCCUUAGGGAAGAAAAUUUGUAACUAUAAAUGCAAGAAACCUAUCAUUUAUCACUCAGACCUUUUUCAGUAUCAUAGAUUACAUGGAGAGAAACAUCAUGCAUGUACUCAGUGUGGGAAAACCUUCAGCAGUAGUUCAUGCCUUAUUGCGCAUCAGAGAAUCCAUACUGGAGAGAAGCCUUUUAAAUGUAAUGAAUGUUCAAAAGCUUAUCGACGUAAAGCACAUCUUAUUCAACAUCAGAGAAUUCAUACUGGAGAGAAACCCUAUGUGUGUAAUGACUGUGGGAAAGCUUUCAGCAUUGAUUCAUCCCUAGUUAAACACCAAAGAAUUCAUACUGGAGAAAAGCCCUACAAGUGUAAUCAGUGUGGGAAGGGCUUUAGCCAAAAAGGACACCUUAAUCAACACCAAAGAAUUCAUACUGGAGAGAAACCUUUUACAUGUAAUGAAUGUGGGAAAGCUUUUAGCCAAUAUAAACACCUUAAUGAACACCAGAGAAUUCACACUGGGGAGAAACCCUAUGAAUGUAAUGUAUGUGGGAAAGUUUUUAGACAGUUUGGAAACCUUAGUAAACACCAGAGAAUUCAUACUGGAGAGAAACCAUAUAAAUGUAAACAGUGUGGGAAAGCUUUCAUUGAUAAUUGUGUUCUUAUUCAGCAUGAAAGAAUUCAUACCGGAGAGAAACCUUAUAUAUGUAAUGAAUGUGGGAAAGCUUUUAGUCGAGGGAUAUGCCUCAAGAAACACAAGAGAAUUCACACUGGAGAGAUACCAUAUAAGUGUAAUGACUGUGGGAAAGAAUUCACUGACAAAACAUCCUUUAUUUGUCACCAGAAAAUUCAUACUGGAGAGAAGCUCCAUGAGUGUAUUGACUGUGGGAAAACUUUUUGCCAGAAGGCAAAUCUUAAAAAACAUAAAAUGAUUCAUACUGGGGAGAAGCCCUUUGAAUGUAACGAAUGUGGUAAAGCUUUCCGGGUGGUGGGACAGCUUAACAUUCAUAAAAGAAUUCAUACUGGAGAGAAACCUUUUAAAUGUAGUGAAUGUGGAAAAGCUUUCAGAGACAGGGGAGGACUUAGUGUGCAUAAGGAAAAGCAUGGAGAAAAACGUUACACAUGUAAUGACUGUGGGAAAACCUUCAGAAACCGGGGAUACUUUCGCAUACAUCGUAAAACUCAUAAUCAAGAGAAACGAUACAAAUGUACUGAAUGUGGGAAAGAUUUCAGCCUGAGAGAAUCCUUUGUUGUUCACCAGAGAAUUCAUACUGGAGAAAAGCCUUAUAAAUGUAAUGUAUGUGGAAAAGCCUUCAUUUACAAUACAUCCUACAGCAAACACCUGAGAAUCCAUACUGGAGAGAAGCCCUACACAUGUAACGAAUGUGGAAAAGCUUUUACUCAGAAGCAUUACCUUACCGAACACGAGAGAAUCCAUACCGGAGAGAGACCUUUUGAAUGUAAUGAAUGUGGGAAGUCCUUUAGGCAGAAGCAAACUUAUAAGGCUCAUAAAAAAAUUCAUACUAGAGAUAAAUCACUUAAGUAUAAUAAUCAGUGAGAGGUUGGAGAGGACACAUUUGAGAAUAUCAGUGGUUGCAUACUGUUGGACAGUUAGUGUAAAUGUGAUCAUUGUGGAAAAGCUCUAAUUUCAACCCAUAGGGAAACCGACCACCUCAGAAUUCAUCUAUAACUAAGACUAUGACUACAAUCAUGGAUUGAUUCUUGCAUGUAUAUUUUAACUUUUUAUUACAGGCUUCAUGUGGAAAUUUUACUGUGGUGUUUUAGUAUGGGAAAUGAUAUACUUCAUAGGAUCAAAGGGUCAUAGAUUUAAAGCUGGACAGGACUUUAAAAGGACAUCGAGUCCAUCUGCCUCAUUUUAUAGACGACACAAAGGAAAAGUUAUUAAGUGACUUGCCCAGAAUCAUAUAGCCAAUAAGUAUAUGAGGCAGUAUUUAAAGGCAGGUAUUCCUGACAGUCUGGUGCCCCACCCACUAGUCUAUGCUUCCUUUAGUCUUGUUACUUGUUAAAUACUGAAAGUCAAAAUAUUAAAAAAAAUUUUCACAAGUUAUUCGGGAAUCAAAGGGAAAAGUAAUAAUCAUAGUAAUAAAUAAUAAAAGAUUUUUAAUAUAGAAUGCUGCCUAUUUUAGUUGUUGAAAUUGUAUGACUAGAUUCUGAAACAGCCCCUAUGGAACAAGUUUCAUAAGUAAUUUUAAUAAAUUGAUAGCAAAAGAUUAAAAAUAGUCACUAAAUAACAGGUGGCUUUCCUAUCAUAAUAGGAGAAUGGAUAGUGUAGUUUCUCUGAAAUAAUUAAUCCUGGGACUUGCUUGGAAGGGUCCACUCUACUCAUUUGACCUGAGGUCUGGAAUGCAAUUAUAGUAGUUGCAAUUAUGAGUAGUUGGAACUCAAAGUUAACUUGAAGGAGUUCUGUUUUAACUAUUGUGAGAUAGAAACCAUCCCAUUUAAUAAUAGGAAUUUGAGAAUAAUGAACUUUUGGUUUUACUUUUUUUUAAAGUAUUUUUUAAUUUUUAAUUUUAUUUUUUUCUCAGUAGUAUUUUAUU
Messenger RNA from Sarcophilus harrisii (Tasmanian devil), 3562 nucleotides. RefSeq names its product zinc finger protein 665-like. Gene Ontology annotation, biological process: regulation of transcription by RNA polymerase II. NCBI's taxonomy places the organism in Eukaryota, Metazoa, Chordata, Mammalia, Dasyuromorphia, Dasyuridae. Gene Ontology annotation, molecular function: DNA-binding transcription factor activity, RNA polymerase II-specific; RNA polymerase II cis-regulatory region sequence-specific DNA binding. The coding region runs from base 1 to 2562 and encodes 853 amino acids. The transcript is spliced from 8 exons. The record is from RefSeq and is a predicted model, not a curated record.